GGGACGGUGGAGCGCAUCGGCGCUGCUGUUGCGCACAAAACAAACCACCCGUGUGUUGACAGACGUUCUGCGAAGGUUGGCCCCCCACCACCACACCGCCCACCCCCUCUCCGGCUUGGUUGGAUUUACUGAGGCGUCUUCUGCAGCCGCAAGGAGGUAGACUACCGCAGCAGGAAGGUCAAGAGCGGAGGACUGAGACAGCGGAGGCAGGGAGGCACAGGGACCCCGUCCGACACACCGGGACCCCGCCCGGCCGCAGCUCCCCCCCCCCCGCUGCGCUGGAGCUCACUGAUUGUCACAUCUGUCAAGCAGAGAUGCCAAAUGGGGACAUGAGGGAAGACCCGUCUGAUGAAGAGUGAAUGAAAAGAGGAAGCACUGAAGGAUAAACGCAAGAGGAGUGAGAGACAAAGGAGGAGAGAAACAAAUCCUACAGAGGAGAACAAAGGGAAAUAAGAGGAGGAAAAGGAGGGAGGGAUAUGUGGGGAGGUCUAUGAAGGAAGAGAUACAUAGAAACAGGAAAACCACACACAAGUCCUUAAGGGGACAAACGGGAUUGAAAGUGAAAAGAGGGAUACCACAGAGGACAGAGAAGCUGGAAGCUUUGGGAAGGUAGGAAGGAAAAGCAAGGGACUCGUUGAAAGGGAGGAAAGAAACAUCUGGAUGGUCUCCACAGUGACGGCCAGCAGGUUACCCCCCCUCCGAAGAUGGCCUCCAACUUCAACGACAUUGUCAAGCAGGGCUACGUACGCAUGCGCAGCCGCAAGCUGGGGAUCUACCGGCGUUGCUGGCUGGUUUUUAAGAAGUCAUCCAGUAAAGGACCUCGUCGUCUGGAGAAAUACCCUGAUGAGAAGUCUGCCUACAUCAGAGCCUGUCCUAAGGUGACAGAGAUUAGCAACGUCAAGAAUGUCACACGGUUGCCUCGGGAUACCAAGCGGCAGGCUGUGGCCAUUGUGUUUACGGAUGACACCUCACGCACCUUCACCUGUGAAUCAGAGCUGGAGGCAGAAGACUGGUUCAAGACCCUGUCAAUUGAGUGUCUGGGCAUGCGGCUCAAUGAUAUCAGUAUGGGAGAGCCUGACUUGCUGGCUGCUGGGGUGCAGUGUGAGCACACAGAGCGUUUCAACGUGUUCCUCCUCCCCUCUCCCAACCUGGACAUCUACGGGGAGUGCAUGAUGCAGAUCACUCACGAGAACAUUUACCUGUGGGAUAUUCACAACCCUCGCACCAAGCUGGUCACCUGGCCGCUCUGCUCCCUACGGCGCUACGGACGCGACGCCACCCGCUUCACCUUCGAAGCCGGACGGAUGUGUGACAGCGGUGAAGGCCUUUACACCUUCCAGACCAGAGAGGGAGAGCAGAUCUACCAGAGGGUUCACUCCUCCACACUGGCCAUUGCCGAGCACCACAAGAAGGUCCUGCUGGAGAUGGAGAAAAACAGCAGGUUGAUGUCUAAGGGUUCAGAACCUGGCUCCUACCCCUGCACCCCCACUGCCAUCCUGCCCCGAUCUGCCUACUGGCACCACAUCACCGGAAACCAGACCGGCAUGGAUCCUGGCACUGGUGACGCUUCAGAAGACGACCUACUGUCCACUCGCCUGCCUCCUGAGCACCACGCCACGCUGCCCCUGGCAAACACACGUGCACAGUCCCAACUGCACAUACACACACACUCCCCAACACACUACCCCACCUACCCUGGACAGUGACAAACAUACACAACAAGAUGUGGACGCUGAAAAGGAUGCAGAAACACACAUAGCCAGCAUGCAGGCACACAGUUCACACACACUCUCCCUGGUUUUAUUUGUAUUACAGCCCAACAUUACACCUCAUAGGACAUGUUGGUGGCGGGACGAGCACUGGCUGACCGGCCAUCUUGAAUGCAGAAAGCAGGAAGAAAAAACAGAAUUCUGCUAAAGACUGCAAGGAGACUGGGCUUCCUUACAUCACUGCAGCUCCCACAGUUCCACAGUCGACGGGGGAUAUUUGACGUUUCCCACACUCAGGCAGAUUGGUAUAUACAGUAUAUCACCUGAUGAUCAAAGUAAGAACUGAAAGCUCUCAGUAUGCUUUAAACCACCGAGGAUAUUUUGCAUCUAAGCAUCUAAGUAUGCCCGUUCUGAAUGGAUACUCUCAAAGGCAGGGCGAAAAACUUUCAUGCGUAGUUUGUGGGUAAUUUUUCACCUGAAUUUAUACCACAGGUUUUUUUAUUGAAAUUAUGAUUUUACAUAGUAGAUGUCUGGCAGCAUAAGAUGCAACUGAUAGUUUCACAUAUGAAUAUGAAUAUGAACAUGAAUAUGCAUUUUCAACCUCAUUGGUGUCAAAACUAACGGUGGAGUCCCUAUCUAUUAUUGGUAAAACUAGAUUAUCUUGGCAGAUUUUCCUUAUUUGAAGGCACCCACAAAUUUCUUAGGAAGACAUGUACACAGAUGUCACUGUAGUGAAUGUAUAAAUAUAGCAAUUUUUAAAUCUGGUAACGCUUUAUUACACAAGCCCAGAAAUUUUGAAUAAUUAACUUGGUUCUUGUUAAAGGGAAAGUUGGAAUUUCUUUGAAAGAAAUGCAUUUAAAGCCAAGUUAUUUUUAUAAGUUUUCAUGUGUGACACCUAGUGCAACACAAAGACCAAAGGAGAGACUGUCUGAAAGUAUGCAUUGUUAUCCUUGUUUGUGUCAUUUACCUCAUUAAGAUAUAGCAGGUUUUUCAUCCCACCUUUGAACGUGGACAUUCAGUAUGGGUAUAAACAUUUUAACAGUGUAUUUGAUGACACAUCAUAGAAACUAGUUUGAAGCAUAUUAAGGCAUUUACAGACAAACCUUGUUACCCAGCUAUCUGGCUGUAUUUGGUAGUUUUUUUUAGGGCAGAAUCGAUAAAAUGCCAAAUUUUACUCAAAUUUCCAACAUUUUUUUUUUUUGAUUUGUGUAUGCAGUAGGACUACCAAUGCUGGAUCUGAUGGUCUGGCGUGAGUUUCUCACCCAGAGCGUUCGCAAGUGUCACAUGGCUGCCAGUGGAUUAACGUCAACAAGGCCCAGUGUGUUAAACACUGUGUGGACCAUUGCUGCAUGGUGCCUUAAUAGCACCACAUGGACUGUGCUAUCAUUGGAAAUACACUGGCACCUAGAAUUCACAAGUGGAAACUUUCCAGUGUACCAGUGCCAGCUGACACAGUUGUGUGAACAUCACUUGAUAAUUUCACUGUUUGGCUGCAUCUGGAUCGAUGCCUUUGAUUUUACUGAGAACUGACGUGACUUUUCUGGAUCAGUUUGCUGUGCCGAGGCUCUGAAUCACUCUGAACUGUGAAAUCAAACUGUGAUCGGAUUGAUUUUUAUGGAUUGGCUCCUGUACUGAACUGGAUCUUCACCCUUAGAACUUCUGACUUUCUCUGGGAUGCAUUGUCUUACUCCUCCCAGCAGCUACAUGCUUCUGUUGAGCUGUAUUUGUACAACCCUGUUAUUUUCUUAGGUUAUUCAGUGGUUAGAAGAGUGGCUUCAAGAGUUCAACAGAUGUGGAUUUUUGAAAACCCGUACUGAUCAUACAUUACAACUGAACCUUCCCAUAACUGAUAUUCAGUGUCUUUAUAUUUGACCUCUUCAGUGCAGUUUACUUACUAGAUUGACAAACCCCUGAUUAAUGAAACGAGUAAUUCUCCUUUGACACACUGGAGAAAAAUAGGGAAACAGAUUCAGAGUGCACAAACCUUCUAAAGGGCUGAGGUGGAAAUGGAACAAGGGUAUCUCUUCCUCCCACAGAGUUAGGCUUCAUUUCUGCCCCAAAGUCACAACUGAGCAACACUAGCAGGGGCCCUACAUGCGCACUGAAGGAGCCCAAAAUUGUGUACAUGAUAUGUGACAUCAGGCCCAAUUAAAACUCUACUUUAGUUGUCUACAUAGAGUUUUCCUGUCAAGUGAGGAAUUGUUAGCAGGGAUUCAGAUGGUUUUCCUUUCAGUUUUACCUCCAAACAAUGUGGUUUAGAUAACCUGGUUGAACUUCUGCCAUGUCAGACAACCUGUCUGAUCAUCUAAACACUGGGUUUUUGCACUUUUACUGUAUUCCGCUAUACCAUUCAUUAUUUUAGGUACAAGGAGAAAAUGCUAAAACAUUAAACAUGUCUACAAGUAUAAAAGUAAGACCCAGAUGGUAAGAAACCAGAAUUAUCCCUCAGUAACGUCCUCAUUCACAAUGUCGUGUUGCAUCUUUGAAGGUCAAAGUCUUCCCAUAAAAGCAGUACUGAUCAACUCUGCUAUUGUUAAAGUGUAUCAUGAUCAGGGGAGGGCACAGGACCAGAUCUAUGUCUGACCCUGGUAUGGGUCAAACUCUAAUACAUAUCUGCCAAAAUUUCCUCGUGGCACUCCAGCAUGAAUGGUUCUUAGGGUAAUUGUUUCCAAGUCUUACCAUCAUAACCUUAAACUUCCCUCCCACCUGCCCUGCUUCCCACCACUGGCCUUGGGAUCACCCAAAGGUGUCUAUUGUCUGACUAUCUAAGUAGGCUGUCAAUGAAGAAAGACACAAAGAAGAUUAUGUUGUCUUUACUCAAGACAGCCUGACUUUGCUACAUACUGCCUUUGCCUUCUAUUACACUUUGUUUGAUAAAAGAAAAACUUUGCUGUUCUCUUGUUGGGACAUUAGGGGUGAGGUAGGGGUGGGAGAGAGAUUAUUAGCAUGCCAGGAAGAACAGGCUGCCAGAACAAGGAAGGUUGGAUCACGUUUUUCUCUGCGGGGCUCAUGGGAGAUCAUACCUUGAUUUCUGCCUUUUGAUUAUGUUGUAAGACUGUUGAUGUGACUGUGGAGAUUUCAUCACAGCUGUGUGACAUCGGGGAACACCAUGACCACCUUUACAUUGUUAGGAAACACCUGGUAUCUGGUAUGUCUCUGGGUCUGAUAAACUGUAGCUUGAUCAAUGCUGGAAUCCUUGUGCAGCAACCUGCAUUUCAUGGUUUAUGGUUUUUACAUUAUCUGAACAUGACAGGGCUAAGCAUUUUGUUGCCUGUUUACAUGAUGUAAGUUAUGUGUUGUGUAUAGAUGUGUUUUUGUGUACUUUACAUAAUGUACGACCUGCGUUUGCUGCCCUCUUGAGAGAGUCUUGUACAUAGUGCUAUUUAUUUCGCGUGUGUGUGUGUGUGAGAGAGAGAGAGCGAGAAAGAGUGUGAUGUGAGGGAUUAUUGGAACAUGUGUUGAUUUAAAAUGCAGUCACUCGGCGUGUUUUUGUACCUUGUAAUGUUGAACAAGCAGAUGGUAGCCUGUCCACACUUUGCCAGCGUGGCUCUUUACACAUAAAUCUGCACCUCAGUGAACAACAAGAACACAUUCACCAUCCUGUCUUCUGCACCGUCGCCUCUCACAGUGUGAAUCUUUUUUGGCCUUAGAUUAAUCACAGUCACAUCCUCUCUGUUCAUGCCUGUUCCACGCUGCUGUUUUUUGUGUUUGUUUGUUUGUUUUGGAAAGAAACUCUAGCAGGAGGAAUCCCUCAGAGGGGUGUUUCAUAAAGAAUGCUCAGAAAAGCAGGGCAUUUCAUGAAAAACCUGGCUCAGAUGAGUGUGACAAACUGAACCAGUGUUAAGCUGUUCCAUUAAGGCAACACAGAGCUAAUGAAAUCAAAUGCUUCUGCAUUACUUUGAAAGACAGACCUGAAACAUCAAGCACAGACUGCAUUACUUCACGCCAAAUGUAAAGAUGUGAGAUUGUGUGAUAUUUGAAAGACAACUUUAAUAUACUACUUUACUUGGUUUCAACAAGUUACACAAUAACAUUCAUAUGGUGGAGGCACUGAUUCAGAUUGAUUGUCUCUAUAGUAUUUUAAUGUUAGUACUUUUGGGCGUGUGUUUCAAUGGUUUAAGUGUUAAUUUCACUAAAGCCAUAGCACUGGGUCAAACAUAUUACCUUUGAUUUAAUUAAAUAACAAAAUAUCCCAAAGCAAACCAACGCUAGAAUCUAAGACUAAGAACACAGAGGUGCUUGGAGCUGUGUCAGUAUGCUGUCACACAACAAUGUUAGCAAGUUGAUAUUUAGCAGUUAUUGUUUUCCGUUUGUUUUAGUGUGUUAACGUGCUAACACAGUUGAAGUAGUGGACAAAUUCAGAUUUUGAUCUGAUGAUAGCUCGAGCAGACACAGAUUACCACAGUUAUGAUAUAAACAUGAAUGUCUACUAAAUUUUAAUGCAAUCCCUGCAAUGGUUGUAAAGAUAUUUCACCCACUAAGUUCAACCUAUUAGAGGCACUAGAGAGGAUCACCUCCCUCUCUGGGGACUAUGACUAUCUAAACCAAACUUUGUGCCAAUUCAUAGAUUUAAAGCCAUUUCUGUGAAUGAGUGAAAAUUUGACCUGUAGGUUGCGCUACAUAAAAAGUCAGGAUAACACUAAAGUCAAUAACUUCUCUCAUCUGGGGACCAUGAAUGUUUCACGGCAGUCCAUCAAGUAGUUAUUGAGAUGUUUCAGACUGGACCAAAAGUGGUGGUCCAACCAAUCCUCCCAGAGACAGAAUUUUAUGAAAAUGUGCUGGAUUCACUGAGCAGCUAGUGAUGGUGCUUUGUGAAACACCCCUCUGGUCAUAUAAGUGACACAACAAAGUGCUAAGUGGCAGAGAUGAUUGAUGGAGACAGGAUGGGAAAUGACAGCACUGACAGUUUUUCUCCAGCUUGGUUUGAAAGCACCAGAUGGUUGUAGUGUGUUUUUGUGACUGUAGUGUAAUCACAAUGACAGUGUCAGCUCUCACCAAUGGCUAUGACCUCCCCUUAGCUUUGUAACUGAUGACAAAAAGUUGUUUUCACCCAUUUACACUGUCUACAUCACAUGCAUGUUUUGGAGAAAAAUAAAGUCUAUUACUUAAUUGUGUCAGUCUCCAUUAUGAUGUCAAUCCCUUAUGAGGAAUGUGCUUUUGCUAAUGCUUUGCUUAGUAAUGCAUUGUAAAUAAUAA
This is a messenger RNA of Toxotes jaculatrix (banded archerfish), 6905 nucleotides long. RefSeq names its product docking protein 4 (gene dok4). Gene Ontology annotation, cellular component: cytoplasm. The coding region runs from base 705 to 1706 and encodes 333 amino acids. NCBI's taxonomy places the organism in Eukaryota, Metazoa, Chordata, Actinopteri, Toxotidae. The record is from RefSeq and is a predicted model, not a curated record. Gene Ontology annotation, biological process: cell surface receptor protein tyrosine kinase signaling pathway; positive regulation of MAPK cascade. The transcript has 9 exons.